GACUGGAGGCGCCGAGCGGAAGUCCUUCCGUCUCUAUGCUCUCUGCGCUUUCCCUCGGCUCCGCGACUGAGGUCGUGUCCCGGAAGUAAAGGGGCCAUGUUGAUGGGUGACCCCGAGAGAGGUACUGGGCGAGGCGAGACCUGAGGAGUGGUAGCACGCGGUCCGCGGAGUGUGACACCCAGCUCUUGUCAGUCCCCCAUGGCCCCGUGGAGCCGAGAGGCGGUGCUGAGUCUCUACCGGGCUCUGCUGCGCCAGGGCCGAGAGCUUCGCUACACUGAUCGAGACUUCUACUUUGCUUCCAUUCGCCGGGAGUUCCGGAAAAAUCAGAAGCUCGAGGAUAUAGAAGCCCGGGAGAAGCAGCUGGAAAAGGGCCUGGUCUUCCUCCAUAGCAAACUAGGGGGACUUAUUUAGAUCCUCUUUUCCCCUCCUACCCUAAUUUUAAGAGGACAAAGGUGCCUUCUGCAGAUACUCCUGUGCUCUCCCACCCCACCCCACAGAUGCAUUAGGAAGCCUCAGGAUGGCAAAGUGAGUGUCACCAUGCCUGUCUCCUUCUUGCUCCUGAUCUUCCAUGAAGCAGUGGCCAAGGAGGAAAACCCUGUGUGCAUCUUACCAUGGUGAGCAAUGGCAGGUGCCAGUGAGCGCAAAGGCAAAAAGGAUGACAACGGCAUCGGCACGGCCAUUGAUUUUGUGCUCUCCAAUGCCCGGCUGGUGCUGGGGGUGGGUGGAGCGGCUAUGCUGGGCAUCGCCACACUGGCAGUUAAGCGGAUGUACGAUCGGGCAAUCAGUGCUCCUACCAGCCCCACCCGCCUGAGUCAUUCUGGGAAGAGGAGCUGGGAAGAGCCAAACUGGAUGGGCUCCCCUCGACUGUUGAAUAAGGACAUGAAGACAGGCCUGAGCCGUUCUCUGCAGACCCUUCCCACAGAUUCCUCAGCCUUUGACACAGAUACAUUCUGCCCGCCCCGACCCAAGCCAUUGGCCAGGAGGGGCCAGGUAGACUUGAAGAAGUCACGACUCCGCAUGUCCCUGCAGGAGAAACUUCUUUCUUACUACCGGAACCGGGCAGCCAUCCCUGCUGGAGAGCAGGCUCGGGCCAAGCAAGCUGCGGUGGACAUAUGUGCUGAGCUGCGGAGCUUCUUGAGGGCCAAGCUGCCUGACAUGCCACUUCGGGACAUGUACUUGAGUGGCAGCCUCUAUGAUGAUCUGCAGGUGGUGACAGCUGACCACAUCCAACUGAUUGUACCCCUUGUGCUGGAGCAGAACCUGUGGUCAUGCAUCCCCGGCGAGGACACCAUCAUGAAUGUUCCUGGUUUUUUCUUGGUCCGUCGUGAGAACCCAGAGUACUUUCCUCGUGGUAGCAGUUACUGGGACCGCUGUGUUGUAGGUGGCUACCUCUCCCCAAAGACAGUGGCAGACACAUUUGAGAAGGUAGUGGCAGGGUCUAUCAACUGGCCAGCCAUAGGGUCCCUCUUGGACUAUGUGAUCCGACCAGCACCACCCCCAGAGGCCCUGACACUAGAAGUGCAGUAUGAACAGGACAAACAUCUUGUCAUUGACUUCCUACCAUCAGUGACCCUUGGUGACACUGUCUUGGUGGCCAGACCCCACCGGCUAGCUCAGUAUGACAACCUGUGGCGGCUGAGCCUGCGUCCUGCUGAGACAGCACGCCUGCGGGCUUUGGACCAGGCUGACUCUGGUUGCCGAUCUCUGUGCCUCAAGAUCCUCAAGGCCAUAUGCAAGUCCACUCCGGCUCUGGGCCACCUCACUGCCAGCCAGCUAACCAAUGUCAUCCUCCACUUGACCCAAGAAGAGACUGACUGGUCUCCAGACAUGCUGGCCGACCGUUUCCUGCAGGCCCUGAGGGGACUCAUCAGCUACUUGGAGGCUGGAGUCCUGCCUAGUGCCCUGAACCCCAAGGUGAACCUAUUUGCAGAGCUCACCCCUCAAGAAAUAGACGAAUUGGGAUAUACUCUCUACUGCUCAUUGUCUGAGCCAGAGGUGCUGCUGCAGACGUAGGGCAGGUCAAGGCUGGAGUGGGCGUUGGGUGUCAGACCCGGAGUCUCCGUUAGAAACACUUGGCUACGUGGUUGUACCUCACAGGUCCCUAGGUGCCUCCUGUCCACCUAGUUAGUUGUCCUGGUCACUUCAUGCUUAUUAGAGUGGUGUCCCUUCAGUUUUCCCAGCUGUCCCUAUUUUUGUUACCAAACACUGUGCUCCCUACUACCCCUUUGCUCUAGGUUGAUUUUUCUGGAAUGAACAGAGAAGGUAGAGUUUGGCCUGAGCUGUUGAGACUGCUGGGUAUUUUGCAUUUGGGCCCAGUUUUUCUGACUUUUGUCCUCCUGCCUUACCCUUUUGCCUCCUAGUCACUGUCUUCCUUUCCUGUUCACACCUUCGGUUUGCUCUUGUCAUUGGAGCACAUCUGCCUAAUCAAGGUGUUGCCUUUUAGUUGAUGUCACAGAAGAGCUCUGAUUGCAUGUUUCUAAGCGGAGCUCUGCAGAGAGUACUGAGACAGUAUUUAGGGUUUCUGGGGUGAAAGUGGCUAAGAGCCUCUGACCUGGCAAAUUGGCCUUUGACAAACAAACCCCACGUGCCCCCAGCAACUCCUGUUCAUCUGUGCUAAGAACAUUUUGCCUGGGGAUGCUGCAUUGACCCACAUGGGGAACUGGAUGCAAAGUUAUUUUAUAGGAGAUUGUGUUUCUUUGUGGCCAUCAGUAAGAACACAGGAUGGUCUGAAGCUGCUUCAGGGUGCCUGGUGGAGAGCCUUUGUGUCCAAGUCUUUCUCAUCUGUGGUGACCAAAGUCAUACAGACAAAGGAAAGCCUGGGGCCCUCACCUCCCAGGAUACUGGUUCCCUGUUUAUUGCCAAUUGAAGAAGGCCUUGCUUUAGUAGUACAGACCGAUGGACGGUAACAGGAGGCUGAGUGUCAGCUGGAAAACCCAGUCACCAGUUGGCUUAGAGACCAUGUUGUCUUCCUUGACAGGAUCUGCCUUUCUAGGAUGUUGCCUCAGAGCAACAACAGACCCAGGGCCAACACCUCCCAAAUGGUGUUUGCUGAGUACUGUAGGCACCUCCACAAGCCAGAGGGCAUGUGAACAUGCCAGGUCUUGUCUCCUUGUUCUGCUUACCUGACACCUGGGAGAUUGGUGCUACCUAGGAAAUGAGCACAUAGCACACAGACCAGGAAGGAGGGGGACUUCCCUCAUUGCUGCUAAAAUUGCACUAUUUUAUGGCAGUAUAGAUGUAUCCUGAGGGUAGGGCAGAGGGAGGAGUGUUUAAUAUACCAUGUUAGUGUGUCUCGUUUUCUGGUUUGUGAUAAAGAGGCUGAAGGUAGUUCUGGUUCUGAUCUGCCCAUCUAGUCUUUUGUUUUAUCUGUUCUUACUACCUCUCCAUCAGUGUGAUUCUGGUGAAGAUCUCUGCAGCUGUCUUAACCCUUCCUAAUGAGGAUGACAUGAAAUGACAGUAAACAGCACUGGCCCUUCAGAAGUCCACUUGAAUUUAGGGUAGCAAUAGAUGCCUGCCUCUUCUUGCCAUAGAUUAGGAGGUUGAGAACUAGCUGUAGUUACUUUCUGCAAAACUCUUCUAUAUAUCUGCUGAGAUUCCUUACGGAGUUUCUUUUGUUUGAUUUGUAUAACAUAGUAUGAAAAAAUUGCAAAGAGAAAGCCAAGAACCUUAACUGAAGCAUGCCACCUUGGCUGUUAAACCAGAAUGAAAUAGGGGUUUAGAACGUCUGUGCAAACUUACAGAUGUUUGGGUGGGGAUAGAAUGGCUCUGAGGCUCCAUCUGAUGGAGGGGAGGGUCAGAGUGCUGUACAAACAGAUUCUUAUUUUGAUUUGGGUUCCCUCUGAUAAGUAUUAUAAAACUUUCCCAAGGUAUCAUUUCUGAUUAGAUUCCAUAUAAAAUACAGGAAAGAGCUCAAGUGAAGCCCCUAAACUUGGAAGACCCUGAAGAUUUAAAAAGUCUCAGAUUAUCACAGCCAUAUGUCAUUGUGAGUUUAGGAAGGGCAGUGAUCUGCUAUCUUAAGGAAUAGCUCUCACCUGGACUGUGCUUUGUAAAACCAAGUCUUGGCCAUCUUCCAAGCAAGGGCCUCUUAGAAGUCCUCAGAAAAAGGAAAAGUGGGAACGGAGCCCUGAGCUGGUGGGUUUGCUGACUGGGCAGGCUCUCCUUUCGCUGCCAUUUUCCUUGUCAAAAAAUAUGGGAGAUGCCUGAGUGCUUUGGGAUGUUUGGGUGCAAGAAAACAAUAUUCUGCCCCCCAUCCCCUUUGCAACUCUGGGGAAAGAGGCAGCGGCUGUGCCAACACUCUGCCUUUCUCUUGAGCAGCUUCUGCUUUGGCCUGAAGGAAUAGCCACCGCUGUGAUCCUAGUUCUGUCUGGAGAUCUUGGCACCAUCUAGAUUAGCAAACCACAUGCUUGAUGCCUAAAAUUGCACUCAUUAACUUGAAAACCUAGUAAUUCCAAGUUUAUUUUGGUUCUUCCCUGUUGCCCUUUACCAAAAAGAGUUGAGGAUAGCAAUCUUUUCCUUCAUAUGCUUGGUUGCGACUUAGAGCUGGAAAAGCUGUUGGGGUAGUCUCCCAUCUCCUUACUUGGCCUGGCUGUCCACUUCCUUAUACUUAGGUGAGCUGAUUUUGUCCCCUUGUAAUUCACUCAAGAGCUCAGAUUGGUAGGGUGGAGUCAACUUCAGGGUCAUGGGCCGAGGGAUCCAGUAAACCAACAGGAUGUUGCAUGUGUCCAGAGCCCUCUGCCCCCAAACACUUCCUUGGGAUUGUGAGUACAGAAUUUUCACCCUGAGGAUGCUGCAAACUCUAGCCUUUCCCCUAAAGCUCAAGGCCAAGGAAAAUGUUAAGACAUUUGGGACUAGAGCUGACCUCUACACCAGACUGGGAAACUGUAGUCCUAUUAGACUUAUAAAGUGGCCAAAAUACCAGGCUGUGGCUUCUGUGGUCAACUGCAUACAGGGGGUGGGGGGUGGAGGAGUGUUACUUUUUAUUUUGAUCACCCUGUAGUCUUUAACCUCUUGGUCCCUGAGGCCAGGUCCACGACUUGCCUUCCAGUCACUUGCCUGCCCUUCAGUGGUGGUCAGUGUCAGGUAGAAUUGGAAUCAGUCACCAAUCUACAUCCUGUCUUGGCUGGGUCCAUAUAGGAGCAGCUUAGCUCUGAGACCCAGCGAACCUUUAUUCUUUUUCUCCUUGAAGGAGGAAAUUAAACUGGGGAACACAGUGUCUUUCCACAGUAUGGGAAGAAGAAAAUAAAAAUCUCCUUUCCAACAAC
Nannospalax galili (Upper Galilee mountains blind mole rat) is the source of this 5261-nucleotide messenger RNA. RefSeq names its product mitochondrial elongation factor 1 (gene Mief1). Bases 622 to 2013 code for a protein of 463 amino acids. The record is from RefSeq and is a predicted model, not a curated record. Gene Ontology annotation, biological process: positive regulation of mitochondrial fission; mitochondrion organization. The transcript has 7 exons. Lineage: Eukaryota; Metazoa; Chordata; Mammalia; Rodentia; Spalacidae. Gene Ontology annotation, cellular component: mitochondrial outer membrane.